This is a messenger RNA of Copidosoma floridanum, 4353 nucleotides long. RefSeq names its product C-terminal binding protein (gene CtBP). Gene Ontology annotation, biological process: regulation of transcription by RNA polymerase II. Gene Ontology annotation, cellular component: nucleus. Lineage: Eukaryota; Metazoa; Arthropoda; Insecta; Hymenoptera; Encyrtidae. The record is from RefSeq and is a predicted model, not a curated record. Gene Ontology annotation, molecular function: oxidoreductase activity, acting on the CH-OH group of donors, NAD or NADP as acceptor; transcription coregulator binding; transcription coactivator activity.
UGUGUGUGCAGUGCCCGGACGAGGAGAGACUCGUAGCAGUUAGUGUGGCUGUCUGGCGCGCCGUGCCCUGGACACACCUGGUGCAGUAGAACAACAGCCGGCAGUGACGACGACGACGGUAUUAUACUACACGGAGUUGAGUAGUAAAAAAGAAGAAGAAAACAAAACAAAAAAGUGUGCAAAGUGCCGCGAGUGUGCGGCCUGUGUGAAAAGAAUAGGCUUCCAGUGGGUGGACGAGGGCAUCAAGUAUAAGCUCGAGUAUAGUAACAGCGUCGCCAUUGCAGCGUGCGCGUAUUACAGGAGGCACCGGGAGGCCGCCCUGCACCUGGACACGGAGUACCUGCUCCCCUCGAUCUACCUCCUCCCUUAUUCGGAUCGCACUUUUUUCGCGCAAAACUAGUGAUCGUGCGACUACGUUGAAACAUCAUCACCCUCGUUUCCUCUUCUCCUUCCUUCCACUCGUUUGCUGCUACUCCUUUCUGCGAGCACCCCGGAAACAGGAGCACGUGCGCGUGUGGCAGCCGUGCGAAAGCUGCACUCUCGAGACCAUCAUCGAGGAACACCGUGCCCAGAGAAAGAAACAGGUGGCAGCGUUCGGGUAGCAGCCGUGAUGCAGUGGAGGUUCAGCGGUGCCUACCCUGAAACCGAGCUGGAGUCCUCAGCAUCGCCACGGCUAUUGGUGUGACGACGAGGCAGCAACAGCCAGUCAGUCACUCACUUUCAGACCCGUUGUGUUGAGAACCUUCGCCGUUUUAGUUCUUCUUCGUCGAGAGUAGUCUCGUUGUCGUUGCUUCUGCUGGUGGUCACGCUGCUAGUACGAGCGCGACCUCGAGCCAACGCAGCAGGGGCUGCACAAAAUUCAUUUACCCGUGGGCGCGUCUGACCGAUGGACAAACGUAAGAUGAUGCCCAAACGACCUCGUAUGGAGAACCUUAGGGGCCCAAUAAGCAACGGGCCUAUCCAGACCAGGCCCUUGGUGGCGCUUCUCGACGGGCGCGAUUGCUCCAUUGAGAUGCCCAUUCUCAAGGAUGUUGCCACCGUGGCCUUCUGUGAUGCACAGUCCACGUCUGAAAUUCACGAAAAGGUCUUGAAUGAGGCAGUGGGUGCUCUCAUGUGGCACACUAUUAUUUUGACAAAGGAGGAUCUUGAAAAGUUCAAGACCCUCAGAAUUAUUGUGAGAAUCGGUUCAGGAGUUGAUAACAUAGAUGUCAAAGCUGCGGGUGAACUUGGCAUUGCUGUGUGCAAUGUGCCUGGCUAUGGUGUUGAAGAAGUGGCCGACACGACAUUAUGCCUCAUAUUGAACCUAUACAGACGUACAUAUUGGCUGGCAAAUAUGGUUCGUGAAGGCAAAAAAUUCACAGGACCAGAACAAGUGAGAGAAGCAGCGCAAGGCUGUGCUAGGAUAAGGGGUGACACACUUGGUAUAGUAGGUCUCGGUAGGAUUGGCUCUGCUGUUGCUUUACGUGCAAAAGCUUUUGGUUUCAAUGUUAUAUUCUACGACCCCUAUCUUCCUGAUGGUAUUGAGAAGUCCCUUGGCCUCACUAGGGUUUAUACGCUACAGGAUUUACUGUUUCAAUCAGACUGUGUAUCUCUACACUGUACUUUAAAUGAGCAUAAUCAUCAUUUAAUUAACGAAUUCACCAUUAAACAGAUGAGACCGGGAGCAUUUUUAGUAAACACAGCUCGUGGUGGAUUGGUGGAUGAUGAUGCAUUAGCUUCUGCGUUAAAACAAGGUAGAAUUCGUGCUGCUGCUCUAGAUGUCCACGAAAACGAACCAUACAAUGUCUUUCAGGGUCAGUCUUCACAGUGUCCACUAAAGGAUGCACCAAACUUGUUGUGCACGCCACAUGCUGCAUUUUACAGUGACGCAAGUUGCACGGAACUCCGCGAAAUGGCCGCAAGUGAAAUACGGCGAGCAAUUGUCGGUCGUAUACCAGAUUGUUUGAGAAAUUGCGUCAAUAAAGAAUACUUCCUAUCUUCUACUGGCAGCUACCCGGAGGGCAUCAACGGCGGCUACUACGCGGGCGCUCUGCCGGUGCAGCAGGCCCACUCGACGACCCCGCACGACUCGGCGCCCCCGCCUCCAGGCGGCGGACACUCUAUUGUCCAGGGACCCGCAGCCCCAUCACCGGCCGGCGGCCCGUCUCCCUCUCUUCGUCCUGUUUCGGACAAAGUCGAGGCCGGUCCGCCACCGGCCGUACAUCUUGGUCCGCACAUGGUCAGUGAUCAGGAUCCUCGGCCGAGCCCGCCCGCUCCAAGUCCGCGUUGACAAGUUGGUUGAGUUUGCUCUCGCGGAUCCGAAUGCAGCAAGUUUGUCUUACAACAACAACAAUCAACAAACAUCACCAUUACCAACCUUCAUUACCAUCACCACCACCACCACCACCACCUCGACAACUAUCAACAACAACCACAACUACAACACCACGACAACCGCUACAAACAAGAUCUCCAUCGUCUUCUACUUCAUCGUCGCAAUUAUCGUCGAGCCCAAAUAAUAAGUUGACUACAGUGACUUGAGUCAAAGAAUGACGGGGUUCAUCCAGAGCCCACUCAACACACACACACACACACAUACACACACGUUGACAUUAAUAAAUAUUACAUAUAUAUACAUACAGACAGACUUACAGACAGACGUGUCCCAACGCAUGUGACACAUGUAGCGAUCGUGAGAGAAAAUAAAAAAGAGCGGGAUGUUGAGUUGUAAGAAUGUUUCGUUUCGCCGAUCUGCGCUCGAGACCAACUGCUCCGUGCCGACGACUGAAAGCGCUUUCAUAGACUCUUGUUUUUUUUUUUUUUUUUUUUUUUUUUUUUUUUCUCUUUUCUCCUUUUUUCUUUUUAUUAAAAGUAAGCAGCGUUUUUUCAAAUGAAUUUCAACCAUUCAAAUUCAUGCAAUACUGAUGUGAAUAUUUUUUAUCAUCCACACGCGCGUUUUGAGUUGACGGGUCACGGAGUUGCCGUUUUAUGAUUUGCGAUGCGAUUCAUUGUGUAUUCCUUGGGGUAAUUUUUAGUUGAAAACUUGUUAAAUAUCUUAGGCGUAUUAUAACACUUGGUUGUAAUAUACCUAGGGUAUUUCAGGUGUCAAAUGAUAUUUGUCACUUAUCCAUGUGUGAAGUAAUUUUCUUGACAAAAAUAUUUCAUUUUUCUUUCAAGUAGAAGACUGUUGUGUCAAUAAUUCAUUAUUAUUAUCACAUAUUAUUAGUAAUUUUUUGUUCAAUCAAUCCAAUAUGAAUAAAUAUUCUACACAUUUAUAGAAAAUAAAGUCCGAGCAUAAGUGAGACAAUCUAAUGAGAAUAUUUCAUUUGAAAUUUUUUACCUGUCCUAGUUUUGUUAUAAUUUUAUGUGCCCACAGCGAAUUUUAUAAAUAAGUUUGUAACUGCAGUCUGCGACUACUACUUAUAUUUUCGUGAAAAAUAUUGUAAAAUCGUACCCCGAACCUUUUUGAAAAGAUCAAAGCUGUGCCACAGUGUCUUUAGGUCGAAACAAAGAAUUUUUAUUGUAUGAAUCGAUGGCUCGUCAAAUUUUGAAUGACGCUGAAUUAUCACUAAGUAUUCAUGUGCAAAAAGUUACGAAAACAAAAAUUUUUUUUUCCACAGUUUUAAUCUUCUUUCUAUGAUUUCUGAUAAACAAAAUAUUUCAUACUGAUAUUGUGAUUCCUUAUUCUCUGGAUAUUUCGUAGUUGAAAAGCAAAAAAAAAAAAAAAAAAAAAAGAAAGAAAAAGAAUGAAUUUCACUUUUCAUUUUCAUUAUGAAUAUUAUUUUAAGCUUUUAAGGAGCGAACGAACUGUUUGACUGUGCGUGAAAGUUAUAGAUUUAGCAAUGCGUAUGUAAAAAAUGAACUGUCUGUACACGCUAUCAGCAGAUUUUAAUGGUAAUUCAAUGAUUAUAAGAAUAUAAAAUAUUUUUUUUCGAUUGAAAGUACUGUAAAGUAGAAUUAAAGAAGAAAAAAAAAUUGAAAAAUAAUAUUCUUUGAUUUUAGUUGGUGUUUCUAGGGAAGGGAAAAAUAAUAAAAACGUGAAGUAAACGAUAUCGAUCAAUGACAGUGACGACUACGAUAAUAUUAAUGAGUAAUAAAAAGUAAAUGUGCAAGAACUCACAUAUCGAUUCGGUUUCAAGUGAAAUGUACUGUUGACGAAAAUAACUUUAAAUUUUACCUCCAGUAAUUUAAACGAGAGGUUCUUCUGUGAAAGACCAAUUUUGUUGUUGAGAUGAUAUCUCUUAUUUGAAACAUUAUUUCUCGAGCGCUAAAAUCUUGAAACGAACGAUCGCAGUAAUAACUUUAAACUCAUUAUUUAUAUGAAAUUUAUAUAAAUAAAAAUCAUCACAUUAAAAAUAAAGACUUUUUCAUGUA